AUGAGCAAAAUCGAAGACGAAAUAUUUGCCGAUUAUGUUAAUGAAACAUUCAACAACACUGGUUACAAUCUAGAAUCAUUCUAUUUGGCCAUUAUAUCCGUGUCUUUGGAAGCUUUGAAUGUCCUGGAUCUGGUUCCACCACCCGAAAUAUUGAAGCUCAUUAAACCUGAGGACUACGCUACAAUAGCCGCAGAUUUGUUCAAGAAAUUUAAAAGUCAAACUUUAACAACAAUGCCAAAAUGGCCCAUUACAAUAGAUAGUGCCAUGACGGAGAUGGGAAUGUGUCAUAUAAUAAAUUCGAACGUUGCCAUACUUGAUGAUCCUACCAAAUGGAGUGACAGCAGUGUGGCAUACGCCAAAAACAACAUUGAGCUCUCUGUACACGACAUGGACUUUUUUGUACAGAUACUUAACUACGCCAAUGUGUAUAAGGUUUAUACUUUGAGUCCCGACGAAGUAAUCCUGAGUGGAACACCAGCGUUAACAUUCGAGAGCGAAGGGUUCUUGUCUUUUGGAGUGCAAAUUACGAGCACUAGAGCAUCCGAGGAUCUUAAGUACAUUCCUUUGCAGCUUCGGAAAUGCAGAUUUAUGCACGAAACGACUACUAAACGAUAUCCAAUUUACUCAUACAACCGAUGCCUGAUGGAUUGUAGAAUUAAAAUGAUAUUCAAACUAUGUAACUGUAUACCACACUUUUACAAACCUUUGGGUCGGUGUCGGUCGGUCAGUGUGCUUCUAGUGGAAGUCGACGUGCCUAAUUAUGUCAAUGUUUCAGAUCACGAAACCAUAUGUAACUUAGCAGAAUUGGAGUGUGUUCUUGAGUACAAGAAAGAAAUUAUGAAGCUGUCUAUCGACAACGAAACAAUGGAAAAAUUCGAUAACACUGACGAUUUGCCGAGAUCUUUUCGCGAUUGUGGCUGCUUAGGUAACUGUGAAGAGGAUGUGUUUAAAAACGAUCAUGAGCAAUUUGUACCUACAGUAGGUCUCAACCGAAUGCGCCUAAGCGUUUCUGCAUUCCCAAAAUGCGUAGUGGUGGUGUCGUCAAUUUAUGUAUUGGAACAUCAGUAA
Spodoptera exigua (beet armyworm) is the source of this 1068-nucleotide messenger RNA. The record is from the annotation of a GenBank genome assembly. Lineage: Eukaryota; Metazoa; Arthropoda; Insecta; Lepidoptera; Noctuidae.